This is a messenger RNA of Brenthis ino (lesser marbled fritillary), 1083 nucleotides long. The record is from the annotation of a GenBank genome assembly. NCBI's taxonomy places the organism in Eukaryota, Metazoa, Arthropoda, Insecta, Lepidoptera, Nymphalidae.
AUGAGUAAUGAAGCUGAGCCUCCCGUAAAGAAGCCAAAAAUUAAUGACAUCAAUAAUUUUACUGAAACCAUUGACAAAUGCUUACAAAAUAUAAGACAAUCUCAAAAAAAUUUGAAGGCAGUAUUAGGUAGUGAAUUUGAUUUACCAUUACCACUAGUUGAAGUUUAUGUUGGCCAUAUUACAAAUGUACAAGAUAUAUCUAAAGCUAUUCUUUUACUUAAUGAAAAAAUUCCCUUAAAAGGACUUCAGCAUUUAAAAAGAGUGCAACGGAAAGAUAUUAUAUUAUGUCCAAUUAAUUAUUUAACCGAUGUGACUUUCAUACAAGAUUAUUUAGAAAAAUAUGUGCCCGAAUUAAGAAAUGUCUUUGAUUAUUUUAAAGAAGUACAGGUGCCAUCGCUGCCACCAAAAGUGAAUAGACAGUAUAGAGAAGUUAAAAGGCUUUGGCCAUGCAAUUUUCAUCCAAAUACUUAUUUUGAAAAGCUAGUGGAGAAUAUGAUGUUCCAACCACACGAGCUGUCAGUCCAUAGACAAUAUAUGGAAAUGGUGUUUGAAGUUACUAGAUGGUAUGCAGUGAAUAAAAAUAUUGAGUUUCCAUUAGACAAUGUGUUUAAAGAUAUAAACACAACUAUAGUUGUUGAUCCUGUUAUAGAUUGUAUUGUUGCUGUAGCAUUCGAUAAUAGACAAAAACAUCCAAUGCAACAUUCGGCCAUGUUGGCCAUAGAUAAUGUAGCAAAAACUCAAGAUGGUGGCGCUUGGAGUUCUCCGGAUCGGGAAUUUCCGGGAAUCCCAGAGGAAGUUUUGCCAUAUUUAAAGGAAAAAUUUCCAUCUGUCAAGUUUUAUGUGAAAAGUGGAAAACAGCAGGACAAUGAUGACAAUAAAGAAGGACCAUAUUUAUGUACUGGCUAUUAUAUUUAUAUGUUGAACGAGCCUUGUGUUAUGUGUUCUAUGGCAUUAGUACACUCCCGCGCAAAGCGAAUCUUCUUUUGUAUGGAUAAUAGCCAAAAUGGGGCGUUAAAAUCGAGAGUGAAGUUACAAACUAUUACUUCAUUAAAUCACCGUUUUGAAGUUUUUACUGACUUCUUU